Lytechinus pictus (painted urchin) is the source of this 4627-nucleotide messenger RNA. RefSeq lists its product as uncharacterized. Lineage: Eukaryota; Metazoa; Echinodermata; Echinoidea; Temnopleuroida; Toxopneustidae. The record is from RefSeq and is a predicted model, not a curated record. Bases 532 to 2493 code for a protein of 653 amino acids. Gene Ontology annotation, cellular component: cytoplasm. Gene Ontology annotation, molecular function: acid-amino acid ligase activity. The transcript is spliced from 7 exons.
ACCUUUCGUCAUGCUUCUGCAAGCUUACUUGACUUAUAGACGGUACGAAACGGACCUUUGCUUUCGUCGCUCGGAUAUGUCCUACCGUUUCGCUGCACAUCGAUUUUCAACCAAUUACAACAGAGUACGAGUAUGCGGCACGACCGCUUGAUUUUUUUUAUUGGUUUAAGUUAUAAUGUUCAAAGCAACUCUAUCUGCACGGGGCCCCAGCUAGACCACACGAACGGAGGUGCAAGGCAGAUUGUGACCGGCCUUUGUGACCGAGGCUACUGGACUACAACGUACUUCCUAUCAACAAAAUGAACAUCCGUUUUAUUCUAACCGUUUAAAAGGUUGAACAGGCCAUCAUCCUCGAUAUAGUAAAGGUCAAUCUUGGCAAGAGGUGCAUGGAGGAGGAGUGUAAUGACAACGCUUUACGUGCUUAUUCCUUGAAUGUAAUAUAAAUCUGCGGUUAACGCUGUGAAUAGAAGAUAAAAUUGAACCAUUAUCAAUUCAGAUUUAUAAGUGACAUUAAGGGCAGUGAGCACCACAAUGGUUGCUUUCAAGUUACUCGUCAUUUCUGCGAUUUGGGGUGCCAUUGCAGCCUGGUCCGGUUAUCGAGCAGCAGCUCUUUCCUAUACACAUGAGAGGGGAUGGGAAUCAUUAUGGUUUGGAUUCCUUGCUGUUGCUACAUGCUGCAUCUCUAUCCUGUUCUUGUGGAUACUGACACUUCGUCCAUCUCCUCAGCAGGGAGUUCUGUCGGUCCUGCGCCAAGUAUACUAUGCUGGUACUUCUUACAUCAGAGGAAAGUAUCACCUCUGGCAAAUUAAGGCAGCAUGGGAGAACCCUCACUAUGCUCAGGAACAGUUUCUGUUAAGAACUCUCAAGGAGAAUGGGGACACCGACUACGGAAGGAAGUUCAAGCUCAAGAACUUCCGGAGCGUAGAAGAGUUCUGCAAACAUCAUCCGUUGACGGCCUACGAAGAUUACAAACCCUAUGUCGAGCGUGUGAUGACUGGAGAGCGUGAUGUUAUGACCGAUGUGUUUCCAAGGGCAUUUAACAGAACAUCCGGUACGACAGGUCCUUCGAAGUAUUUCCCACAGAAAAAUCACAGGUAUAGCAUUACAAGGAUGUUAGAUAUCACCUAUACUAAUCUAUACAAUCUCUGUCCACGUCUGAGGUUACUUCAAAAGAAGUUAUUUCACUACGUCCAGCCAGAAAUACAAAUAACUGAAGGUGGGGGAAGCAUGAUCACGAUCGCUGUGUCAGUUUACGAGGAAGAUGGUCUCAUAGACGCCUGCCAUACCACGCCGCCAAUGGGAUUUUGCAUCCAAUCCAUGAAAGAGGCAAAUUAUGUCCAUGUUCUUUUUGCUCUCCUGGACCCAAACCUGGGUGUGAUCGGUAGCGUGUUUUUAGGUUCAAUCGACGCAAUGAUGAAACAGCUGGAGAAUUGCUGGAAAGACAUCAUCUAUGAUAUAGAGCAUGGAACAAUCAAUGUGAAAAUGAGGUUCAACGAUGUUCGCAUCAGGUCAGCAUUAGAAAAGGCUCUUGGUAAUGGUCAGCCGGAGAGGGCGGGCGAGCUUCGACGUCAGUUCAUGAAAGGAUUUGAUGGUAUCAUGAGGAGGGUAUGGCCGAGCCUAGAGACGUUAUUUGCCAUAGAUAACACUGGAAUUUGGCCGCUUUUCAAAGCAAAAUAUGCUGAAGGUAUAACAUUCGUGAACUAUGCAUACGGAAAUUCAGAGGGGAUGUAUCUCGCAUGUUCUCCGUGGUAUUAUGAGGAUAACAGAAGCAUGAUUCUCUUCCCCAACUUCGCCUUCUACGAGUUUAUCAGACUUGAAGAUUCGAAAGAAAGUCAGCCUGAAACUCUUCUCAUAGAUGAAUUGGAGGUCGGGCAGGAGUACGAGAUCGUCCUCACCCAAGAUAGCGGAAUCUAUAGAUACCGGAUUGGAGAUGUCGUAAGGAUAACCGGAUAUUACUACAACUGUCCUACAUUCGAAUUCAUGUACCGGAUGGGUUUGAUCCUGAAUUUGCGUUACGAGAAGAUGAACCAGGUUGUCCUGAAAGAAGGACUCCGGUCGGCCGUGGGUCAGCUGAAUGGUGUAAUUCUAAUCGACUAUGCAGUAGCUGAGAGCACCCUUAUUCCGAAAUCAUCACCAGCAUUCGAAGAGAGUGAAGACAUGCCGUAUUACGUGAUGUUCUUAGAACUAAGCAUGGGAGGAAACAGGAGUAAAAACGACCAGGCCGAAUUUACGAAUGUUGAUGAGAUCAGAGCUUUGGUCGACGAAGAGCUGCGUGCACGUAACAGUGAUUACCAAGAACUACGGAGAGGAGGCUCCAUAUCACAUCCCCGUGUUUUCAUCGUGAAAGCGGGAACAUUUGACGAUUUGAAACAAUACGUUGUGAAAAAUACCACCACAUCAGCUAACCAGUACAAAGUGCCACGGAGAAUUCACAACGUCGACGCCCUUAACUUCAUGUAUGGACAUGCAAUUAAAAUCGUUCCUGUGCAAUGAGGUGCUGCACUGUAAUACAUCUUAGGUCCAUGGUUUAAUAGUUAGCGUGGGCUUGAGCAACCCCAAAACUCUUAACAUAAGAAAAUAAUUGAUUGUAUAACUCCAAUCUUACUUUGUCGGCAAGUGUCAAUUAAGUAGUUGCAGUUAGUAACCAUUCGAUAUAAUAGCUUUCGAAAACACUAUACGUUUAAACGUUAAAAGCAAAAUAAAGCAAGAAAAUGUUCAAAUGUUAUCAUAUUUCGAUCUGCCGCAAAACGCUGUCUUCUAUAUUAUAACAAGUUUUAACCAUGGUAACUUGGUUUUAUUAUUGUUUUUAUUCAUUAAGCUCCCCUCUAAUUUCAUCAAAUCCACAUCACUCCUUUCAAUUGAGGUUCCAUACACAAAUGUUGACAUUUCUAUAGAAACACAAUCCAUAGCUAGGCAUAUAAUUAAAUUACCAUUUGGUAUACAUCCAUGUUAUUUUUUUCCAUUAAGACUCAUCCAAAAUGGUUUUAAUUCAUUUACAACGAAAUUGGAGUAAUUAAUACCGUAUGGACAAUCUUUGAAAAACAGUGACACCUAAUGAAUGUUAUACCAAGAAAUGUAAAUGAUCAUUAUUGCCAUCCCCACUCCCUUCCUCUUUAUAUGCUGUUAUGAAAAUAGCGUUAGUAACAUUAGUAUCUAAUAGGAUGAACUGGCGGCGAUGACUACAGAUUGAUAAUUAAAAAAUCCACCGAAAAUUCGUCAAUUGGGGAAGUAGAAGUGCCCUUAUUUCGACUAAGAUGAAAUAUUUGGAAAAGCUGUUUGAUUUUAAUUAAUAUUCCACGUAUCUAUCAGUAUAAAACUUCAAUUUGGUAAAAUAAUUGUUAAAUCUUCAACUCGACAUCAACUAUUCGUUUUACUAUCAUUACAUAGAUGUACCAGGGAUAUUUUUACUCGUUUUUACCCAUGUCCCAUGUUUAGAUGUAUAUAAUUAGAGAAUAUUCCGAGUUAUACUUUCGUUGUGCAUGUAAUACUUAUUUUGAAUAUAUCUAUUGUUGCUAUUCUCAUCAAAAUGCUGGAACACUCUUCAAUUUUGUUCAUCUUUCCCCCUUCCUCCUUUCCCUCUAUCUGUACACUACUCUCAUCUCUUCCCGAUCUUUAUCAUUAUCCGUCAUUUUAUAUGUGCCUCUCGUCAUCAACUCUUCUCUUAAUUUGUCGUUUACUUAGUCUCUAGCUAUUUUUUAAUAUGUUUUCUAUUCGUCCCUUUCCAUUCUUGAUCUUCUCUCUCUUCUUCCUUUUAACCUUUCUUUUCUUCCCCUCUCCCUGUUCCUUCUACUUAUCUUUCCCUCUUUUCAAUCUUUACUUCCUCUCUCUUUCCCUUCCUAUCCUUCAUUUCUCUCGUUCCCAUUUUCUCUCUCAUUUAUCCUCCUCCGUUGUUCACCCCUCUCCAUUUCCUUUCUUCACUUUCUUUUCUUGCCUCGAUCCCUACCUAUCUUUUCCUUCUAAAUUUUAUAUUUCUUUUCUUCUAUUUCUUUUAAUUCUCUCUCUCUCUUCCCUUCCCUAUUUUCUUUUAAAGGUUUCAAAGGGAGGGGUUGUUAGAUACCCGAUCUGAACUGUAAUGAAAAGAAUAUCCUCAUUUAUUGUUGUUCACCCAUCAACAAAUUAAUGACCCCCUUUAUUUCUAAGAACAUCCUGUCAUGAUUUGGGAGGCGGAUGUGAUCAAAGGAGAGGGGUGGGUGAACCAGGAGCAAGACUAUCCCGAACUGUUGACAAUAAAAUAACAAAACAACAAAAAAUCGACCAGUACAGCCAGUUUUGCAGGUGUUCGCUUUGUAGCACGUCUACUUAGUAUGAUCUUGGUCAAGUAGCAUUCAUUUCAACCUUUCAUUCCCCUCAUUAGGUUUUUUAAUAACUGUUUUUAUCAAAGAAUUGAUGAUCCCAAUCGAUUGCACGUUAUACACAAUGUAAAUUCGCAAAUGCCUAUAAUGUUCAUAAUUCAGUUUUAUCAUAAGUUUGUCAAAUUUAGUGUUUCCUUUAUAGAGAUGAGAUUGUCGGUGUAUAGUUCACAUUGAAGGGAGGGGGAUGUGUAUGUAUGGAGAAAUAACUUAUCUAAGAAAGUUAAAGAAUGGAUCGUUGACUCCAUUACAUUAAACCACUAUUAUUUCAUACAACA